GCCUCUUUCUCAACACACCUUCUCCUCAUCGAGAAGGAAUAUUCUCCAAAAUAGCGCCAUGCGAGCAUCGCUCUUUGUCGCAUCUCUCGUCUCCUGGGCAGUCCUGUGCUCGGCGAGCCGGAUCUCGGUCACUGGCGUCGACGACUUUGAGGCAGAGUCGCGCCUUGGCAAGGACCACCUGGGCCAGCAUUCGAUCUGGGCGACCGGCGAGGAUGGGCGGCUUGGAGACAAGGAGCUGAUCCGGAUCUGGCGGACCAGAGGCGCUCAGUCAUCGGACAGCAAGAGCGAGGAGGGACAUGAUGUGCUGAUUGCGCGCGAGAGGCUCGAGGAAGGGCAUGUGGCGCAGCGCCAGGAUGCGCAGCCGUGGGACGCCCUGAUCCGAGCGAUUCUCUCUGGCGAGCAACUGUCCAGGCACCCAUCGAGCGGUCAGGCCGUCUUCCAAUCGUCGGCGACACCCGACUUGUCGUCAUUGCUCAAACAGCAAGCAGCAAUCGAGACAAUAACGCCGAGCUACGCCAUCGUCCACGUCGACACGACCGCUGCGCUGCUCGAGCUCUCGACGCAUCUUCCCGCCGACACGCGCCUCGCUCGCUUGCCGCGCUGGUCCCUUCCCCUCGUCGACCACUCUUCCAGUGCUGCUGCCGCCGCCGAGCCAGCGUCGAAGCGCAUGUUCCACAACCCACGCUACAUUCCUCCGCUGCACGCACUGCUCUUCUCGCCUGCGCUCGACAUCGAAGCACUGCGCGCCGAUGCCCGCGUCCUCACGGGCGAGGACCAGGACGGGCAGGUGCUCGACGACGGCGACGGCGAUGGUGCGCUGCAGCACUGGAAUAGCCGGCACAGCGCCACCUGGGGCUCCAGGACGGCGGCCGCGUGGAUCCGGCGGCGCAUGCAGAGGGAUCUCGCGGCCAUCGGAGGAAAAUGCAACGAGUGGACGUAUGACGAGUACUUUGCGCCCAACGUCGUUUGCACCAUUCCUCCAGCCAAGAAGACGCCGAGCGACGAAGGCAUCGUUGUCUUUUCUUCGCACCUCGACUCACGAGGGAGCUUUGGCUCAACGCUGGCACCAGGAGGAAACGAUGAUGGGAGCGGCACGACGAUGCUUCUCGCCCUCGCUCGUCAUCUUGGCCAGCACAAGAUUAAGUUCGAGCGAGAGGUCCGGCUCGUCGCGUUCUCUGGCGAGGAGCAGGGCCUCGUCGGUUCUCAGCAUUAUGCCAAGCAUCUCCAUGAGCAAGGGGCAAAGAUCAAGCUGGCGCUCCAGACGGACAUGAUUGGCUAUCGCAAGCCCGGCGAGCCUUUGCAGCUUGCCUUUCCUGACAAGCUGUCCACCCAAGAGGCGACCGACUACAUCAUGUCCAUCGCCAAGAUCUACGUGCCGGAGCUUACGGUGGGCUACACACCAGCCUGCUGCAGCGACCACCAGUCCUUCUGGGAGCAGGAAUUCCCCGCCACCUGGGUGUUUGAGAGGAACGGGCCCAUCGCCGACGAUCGUUACCACAACUCCGGCGACGUGACCGACCGGGAGGGCUACGACUUUAGGCAGAUUCGGGCCUCGACCCGCGUGGUGCUGGCUUCGCUCCUCGACGUGGCUGGAGGUGUCGAGUGGGGUUGGUAGAUGGAGUAGGAAUUGAAUAAUGAGAUGACUAUGGUACAGAAUUAUUAAGGGUGAACAUUGGGUAGAUGUGAGAGAAACCGCACGCGUGAUGCGCCCAGUUAAGCCUCCUCUUUGUUCCCUUUGAGAAGAGCAGAGAGCUUGGCGACGUCGGUGUGGUCCGCCGUCGUCCUCAUGCGGUGGCAGAAGAUGCACUUGCCGUCCUCAUCGAUGAUGAAGUCACCGCCAAGCAGCGCAACGUCGCCCAUAU
This is a messenger RNA of Acaromyces ingoldii, 1862 nucleotides long. Its product is annotated as Zn-dependent exopeptidase. The record is from RefSeq and is a predicted model, not a curated record. The coding region runs from base 59 to 1615 and encodes 518 amino acids. The transcript has 5 exons. Gene Ontology annotation, molecular function: metalloexopeptidase activity. Gene Ontology annotation, biological process: proteolysis. Lineage: Eukaryota; Fungi; Basidiomycota; Exobasidiomycetes; Exobasidiales; Cryptobasidiaceae.